CAUUAAUAUAGCAAAAUUAUUUUUUUUCAGAGAUACAAAAAAUAGAAUCAAUUCCUCCAUCUAUUCUUCCGAUCAAAAAAAAAUCGCUCUUUUCGUUGCAAAAUAUAUUUGAUUUUCGCGAAGCACGUGUGUGACGAGAAGAAUGAAAAUAGAAUGAUACUCGGGGCCAAUGAGAAAAUUUCUGUGUGCUUGGAGUGGUGGCGGCCGCACGUGGGAAGAGCGAGCGAGGGAAAGAGCGAGAAAGACACCGAUAUCGCUUCACUUAGCUAUUUCAUUACCUUCACUCGAUCCUUGGCCGCAGUGCAACACGGAGCCGCGACCAAGUUUCGUCGUCGAGAGCCUCGUCGUGGGUGAUACCGAUCGGCGCGAUCCUCGCGCGCACGCGGACGGAUGGAUCGCGCGUUGCAUAAUAACAAGACCGAUCCGAAUCUGAGUCUCUCGCUUGAAGGCUGAUGAAGAGUAACGAUCGCGGACAAUAAGACCGAGAACGAGAUCCUGUACUUGCAUUUGCAAACUGUGCUCGAUCCAACAUCAUAUGCUCGUCGCUCUUCAGGAUGUCUUGGAGAAUCAACGUCGUGUUGCUCGUCCUGCUCGAGCUGACCACGUCGGCCAUGGUCCUGCCGAGGCCACCCUCGUCGCAUCCUAAUCGCAUCCGUCAGGAUCAGGACUUGUCGGCGCGUAAAGCGCUCGAAGGCAAGUCCCUCGACGUCUCCGCGCGAGACAUAGACGUGAACAUAGACCGACCCGAGGAUUACAGAUUCGUCGAAAUCGAGCUGCGAAACGCGGACGAGAUGGACGCGGCGAAUCUGCAGGGUCUGAUGCACGCGAUGCUGAAUAAUCAGCAGCAGAGCAGCGAGCAGCCGCAAAUCCCGAGCGAGCCCGGUUAUCCGAACCCCGAAGUGGUCCCGCACUCGAUUUUCGGAGUGCGCGACAUGGGAGGUCCGAGCCUGAACUAUCGCCUGGACAGCUUCGACGACGAGAAGCGCGUCUUGCUGAGGUCAUCGCCGAAGCUGGACGAGAAGCUGUACUACUUGAAGAGCGGCCGGCCCCGGGUGUACGUGAACGUGCGCGGGCACAGCGGCUCCUUCCGCAAGGAGACACCCUCGUCGACCUUGACGGCGACCCCUAGCGAGGGCGCGGUGGGCUACCUCAGGGUGACGCAGCCCUUCGAGAGACAGACCGACUGGAAGCCGCGGGACAAGAAGGCUAGGCCGCCCAAGAAGUUCGACCGUCGCGUCGAGGAGACGCUCUACGAACGAGCGGACGAUCCCUCGACCACGGAGAGCUCCAUGGUCACGUCCAGCGAACUGCCCAAACAGAUCCCCAAGCCGCCCAGCAAGAUCCGGAACCCGAUGGCGCAGACCACCCCAGUGCAGAGGUACGCGCUCAGGAGGACGGACAUCUUGCCGGGAUACGGCUUCGUCGAGGAAUGAGGAGAAAUUGCUUUCUUCGCAAAGGCGAAUCUCGAACGCACAAGCUCGAAAGUACAAAAAAGAUACGACCAAAAAGAAGAAUGACGGUGGAAAAUUUUAUUUCAAUUAUCGAGUAAUUAUUCGCGAAACUUAUACAAGUCCGACAUUUUCCAAGUGUCAGGAAAUUUGAGAGAUGUCUUGGGGACUAGCUGUGAUUAAUGACAAAAUUAUCUCGGCGAGAAUCUAACGUCAUUCAAUUUCAUGUCAAGUCAUUGGCUUUAAAAGCUUCAUUUUGAUGUAUGCUUGAUAUGACAACUUAUGAUAAGAAUACAUAACUCUCUCUCUAUAUA
This is a messenger RNA of Nylanderia fulva, 1762 nucleotides long. RefSeq lists its product as uncharacterized. Lineage: Eukaryota; Metazoa; Arthropoda; Insecta; Hymenoptera; Formicidae. The record is from RefSeq and is a predicted model, not a curated record.